AUGUUUCUGGAUAAACAUGCUUGUCUCCUGGCCGGAGUCCUCGGCAUGAUGGCUCUGGCUCCCCAGGCCUCUGCCGCUCCUUGGGGUCAUUGGCACGACCGUCAUCCUCACGGCUCUGGAGACCGUGGCGAUGGAGGCCUCUCCAGCACCCCCAGCUUUACUCCUACUCCCAGCUCUCAGCCCACGGGUGUCUUCAGCAUACAGCCCGUCGAGCCGACCGGUGUCUUCAGCGUGAAUCCAACUCUGGGUGCCAGUUCGACUGCUGCGGCCACUCCGUUGGCCUCCGUGGCCUCCGUGGCCUCGAUCAGCUCGGGUUCUACAAAGGGCGAAGUCAUGAUCCCUUACUACCUGUACCCCGCGGAAGGUAAAUGGGAGCCUCUUGAGAAUCUUGUCACAUCCAACCCGGACGUGAAAUUCACCGUCAUCGUCAACCCCGACAACGGCCCAGGUGGCUCUACCACUCUUCAGGAUAAAAACUACCUCAGCUACGUCCCAAAGCUGGCUGCCCAUAGCAACGUGCGCCUGAUCGGAUACGUCUCAACCGCGUGGGGAGGUCGCGACAUCUCGCAAGUUCAAGCCGACAUCAAGCAGUAUGCCGAUUGGCCCUCUUCCAGCGGCGACUCGUCCUUCGCCGUGCAGGGUAUCUUCCUGGACGAGGGAGCCACUGCAUACAACGACGCCACCGUCUCUUACUACGAGCAGGCUGCCUCUCUGAUCAAGGAGAGCUCGGGUCUCGGUCCUGAUAACUAUGUUGUCGCCAACCCCGGCACUCCCCCUGAUGCUGCCUACCUCAAGAUGGUCGAUUCUUCCGUCAUCUUCGAGUCUCCGUACACCGAGUUCGAGAACGCCCUUUCCUCCAGUACCUUUGACAGUCUUAAAGACUCUACCGGUGGUGAUCGCGCCUCGAUGGUUUACAAUGUCCCUGAGAGCGUUGAUCUGUCUUCGGUCUUGGAGAAGGUGAAGGGCAUCUCCAACCAGGUCUACAUCUCCAACGUUGACAACUACGCCACCUACGACCCCGCUUGGGAUAAGGUUGCUCAACUGCUCGCUUCCAGCUAG
Messenger RNA from Aspergillus melleus, 1059 nucleotides. RefSeq lists its product as uncharacterized. The record is from RefSeq and is a predicted model, not a curated record. The coding region runs from base 1 to 1059 and encodes 352 amino acids. The transcript has 3 exons. NCBI's taxonomy places the organism in Eukaryota, Fungi, Ascomycota, Eurotiomycetes, Eurotiales, Aspergillaceae.